AUGAGUCUUUCAAAUGAUGAAUUACAACAUCUCAAGUCAUCUAUAAAAUUUAGAGAUCAUGAAAUCGACGCUUUGAACGCGUAUAUUAAUAGAAAUCCAGAAUUGUCUUCACCUUUAGUAAUUAUAAACGGAUUUAAACCAGUUGGAAAGUCAUUUUUGAUACAAGAGUUUCUCAAAACCAUCCAGCUAAAUCACUCCAUCAUACAAUGUGAAGAAUGUAUAUCGCGUCAUAUGUUACUACAAAGAUGUUACAAUCAGAUUAGGUCCGACAGCGGGGUAAAAUUAGAAGAUUCAGAUAAGGAUAUACUAUCGACCGAUAGUUUUCCAUUAUUUAUUUCAUCAUUGGAGUCAUUCAUUGAAGAUUAUGGAUACAAGGAACACCACGUUUUGGUUUUAGAUAAUUUAAAUAAAAGUUUUGAAAAUUGUGAUGACUUUCUCAAAUCAUUUAACACAUUAAAGGAGUUUUCUAAACUUCAGAAUUUAACUGUCGUUGCAGUAUUUGGGGGUGAAGUACCGAACGAUAUAAUCACUUUAAGUAUUCCAACAAUAUAUUUACCUACGUAUAAAGAAUAUCAAGUUAUCGAAAUACUUCAGAAUUUAAAAUUAUGUACUUUUGAAUUUGAGGUUGUUAACGCUUCGAACGCCCAAAAAAUUGAAUUUUAUAAUCAAUAUGUGAAAGCCAUUAUCGAUCUGUUCUUCCUGUAUACUGGCUCAAAUCUAAACAUCUUAAAAGAUUUAACGAUUAGGUUGUGGGAUAGUUUUAUUGAACCAUUAAUGUUUGGCAUUUACGGUAUAACUGAAUUUUUGAAAAUUUACAAGGAAAAUCUCGAACUAUUCACCGAUGAGAACAUAAUCAGUAAUAUUACAGUUACGGAUUACAAGACGUCUAAAGAAGAAGAAGAAGUAAGUUUCAGUAAUCUUCAAGAUCUACCAUUACAUUCCAAGUUUUUUCUACUAGCAGCAUACUUAGCAUCUUUUGGAAAUCAAAGAAAUGACUUACAUAAGUAUUCAAAAGUUAAAGUUUUUAAAUACAAAAAAAGAGCAAGUACAAAAGCUAUUAAGUCCGGUCAUUUGAGUAAAGAGGAUAUUGAUUCGCGAAUGCUAACAGCGAAUUAUGUUGAUUUGGAAAGAAUUUUAGCAAUUUUGUCAGUCAUUUAUAGAAACUUUGCUCCAUCCUUUAAUCAAUCCGACAAACAUGAUUUAUUAUACAUUGGGGAUGAGGUACUUGAAGUCGAGCAGAAGAAGGAGAAUGAGAAAUCAAAAUUUACAUUGACUAAAAACAUUGACUUAAACAAUCAAAUUGGUACGUUGUAUUCAUUAGGUUUCUUGAGUAAGACGUCGAAUUCGGAUAUUUUAGCUGCUAGAAUUAGAUGGAAAUGUAAUAUUGAUUGGCUCAUGGCUAAGUCUAUCGCUGAUUCUGUUGAUUUUCCUAUUCAAGAUUAUCUUAUCGAUGAUUAA
Messenger RNA from Lodderomyces pseudojiufengensis, 1458 nucleotides. Its product is annotated as origin recognition complex subunit 5. Gene Ontology annotation, molecular function: DNA replication origin binding. Lineage: Eukaryota; Fungi; Ascomycota; Pichiomycetes; Serinales; Debaryomycetaceae. The transcript has a single exon. Gene Ontology annotation, biological process: DNA replication; DNA replication initiation. The record is from RefSeq and is a predicted model, not a curated record. Gene Ontology annotation, cellular component: nucleus; nuclear origin of replication recognition complex. Bases 1 to 1458 code for a protein of 485 amino acids.